AUGUUUGUGAGGUUUUACAAGCGGUUGGAUAGACAAUACAUCCAAUCACAGAGGAGAUGGAUAUUAUCUUCCAAUAAAUGCCUCUUACAAGGCAACAAGAAUGCAACCAUUUCACCUCUGAGGAGGGCAUUUGAUGACCAGGACCAUUGGGAAGAAUCACAGGCUCAGAAUACCUCAUCAGAGCAGGAUAACAAGGGCAAGAACUCCUCCUACUUUUGGUCCCGGAGUAAAGCUACCGCGCCGCAGGUGGCGCACACAGGGCUAUUUCAGAACCCAUACCUAAACUCGCCCGAAGGGCUACGAAAAUUUGCCAAUAAAUCACUUACCGAGGCUACUGCGUUGGUAAGGAACCUGAGAGAGGAUUCGUCACAAGAAGGUCUGGUGCGGUAUAUCAUUCGAUUAGAUCAACUCAGCGAUAUCUUAUGCCGGGUGAUUGACUUGUGUGAGUUUUUACGGGCUGCACAUCCCGAUGAACAAUUUGUUGCCGCAGCUCAGGAAUGUCAUGAACAGAUGUUUGAGAUUAUGAAUAUCUUGAAUACAGAUGUUGUGCUUUGCAAAAGAUUAAAACAAGUGCUAUCGGACGAGAAUAUAAGCAGUAAACUGAGCAGCGAGGAGAUACGGGUAGGCCAUAUAUUGCUAGAGGAUUUUGAAAAAGCAGGCGCAUAUGCGUCGCCCGAAGUCAGAAAGCAGUUUAUACAGUUAUCCCAAAACAUCAGCAUUAUUGGCCAAGACUUCAUCAACAACACAGAAUCAUUAUCUUCCAGCUACAUAAAGAUUCCGUGCAAAGAUUUGGAAUCGAGUGGCACUAGCCAUCUUGUUCUUCGUCAGCUCACCAAGGACACCAUGGGUAAUAACUAUAAGAUACCAACUAGUGGGUAUGCUCCGUAUACACUAUUGAAUGCUUGUCCUUCAGAGGCUAUUCGGAGGCAGGUAUGGACCGCAAUGUUUAGUUGUUCCGAAAAACAAGUGAAGAGGCUUAAGAGUUUGCUUCAGCUUCGGCGGAAACUUGCUAAUAUCAUGGGUGCUACAGACUAUGUUUCCUACCAAUUAGAGGGAAAGAUGGCCAAAUCCCCGGAAAACGUUAAAAAUUUCCUUAACACAUUGGUUGAUCACACUAAGCCGCUGGCUGCUGGCGAGCUUGAAGAGCUAGCGAAACUAAAACGGAAUGUAGAAAACCUAUCCGAGACAAACACACUAAAACUCAUGCGGCCAUGGGAUCGGGAUUACUACUCUUCACUAUCCCCCAACUUCACCCGGCCUAACCAUAGGGUGGACGGCUUUACAUCGAUCAAUACCUACUUUUCUCUGGGAGUCGUUAUGCAAGGUAUUUCGGACUUGUUUCGGGACAUAUAUGGGAUAAGCCUGAAGCCUGUAGUCGCCCAAGCCGGAGAAACUUGGGCACCUGACGUGCGCAAGCUUCAGGUAAUUUCCGAGACAGAAGGCAUUAUUGGCUUAAUCUACUGUGAUUUACUAGAAAGACCUGGGAAAACAACCAGCCCGUCUCAUUUCACUGUUUGCUGCUCACGUCAAAUAUAUCCUGAGGAGAAUGAUUUUUCUACGAUACAGGUCGGUGAAAAUCCAGACGGUUCAAGAUUUCAGAUGCCUGUCAUUUCUUUAAUAUGCAACUUUAGGGCAACUAGACACGGGAAGAACAAGUCCCUAUGCUUAUUGGAGUUAAGCGAUGUGGAAACCCUCUUCCACGAGAUGGGCCAUGCAUUGCAUUCUAUGCUCGGAAGGACUCAGUUACAAAAUCUCAGCGGAACCAGAUGCGUCACGGACUUUGUUGAACUCCCAAGUAUUUUGAUGGAACAUUUCGCAAAGGACCGUCGCGUACUGCUGCGCAUAUCAAGUAACUAUGCGACCGGUGAGCCCAUACCCGAAGAGCUUCUUUCAGCUUUUCAAGAGCAGAAUAACUUUUUGAAGAAUACUGAAACAUUUUCACAGAUCAAGAUGUCGAUGCUGGAUCAGCGGUUGCAUAGUAUCACCGAUCAGGAUGACAUAAUUGCGGUAUACCAUGGUCUUGAACGUGAGAUGGAGGUUCUUGUUGACGACCAAACAAACUGGUGCGGUAGAUUUGGCCAUUUAUUUGGCUAUGGGGCAUCAUAUUAUAGCUAUUUAAUGGACCGGGCAAUAGCUGCAAAGAUAUGGGACCAUUUGUUUAAGAAGGAUCCAUUCAGCAGAAGCAGUGGUGAAAAAUUCAAAGAGGGCGUCCUAAAAUGGGGUGGUAGUCGGGACGCGUGGCAGUGCAUUGCAGACGCUCUAGAUGAACCCCGCCUAGUGAAGGGUGACGACUGGGCAAUGAGGUUUAUUGGGGAAGUUGAAGACAUGUAA
Eremothecium gossypii ATCC 10895 is the source of this 2331-nucleotide messenger RNA. It is a transcript of the gene OCT1, whose product is annotated as metalloendopeptidase. Gene Ontology annotation, cellular component: mitochondrion. The coding region runs from base 1 to 2331 and encodes 776 amino acids. Gene Ontology annotation, molecular function: metalloendopeptidase activity. The transcript has a single exon. NCBI's taxonomy places the organism in Eukaryota, Fungi, Ascomycota, Saccharomycetes, Saccharomycetales, Saccharomycetaceae. The record is from RefSeq and is marked provisional. Gene Ontology annotation, biological process: peptide metabolic process.